AUGCCCUCUCACGUAGCAGCUUCGCGCGAAAAAAGCGAGCGGUGUUUGCAUUCAACGCCUUCUUCAGAACGCAACACAAUGAGUGACAUUAAACAAUGCCUAGUUCGACUCAAACGCAUGGUUCCUUCAGUCCGGCGGCAACCCAAAGUCAAUAAACUGGAGCUACUCCAGCAUGUCAUUGACUACAUACAGGAUCUGGAAGUUACCCUGGAACAGCCCGAGUUGAUCCUUUCCUCCCUUCCCGUCUCUUCUUCUGGUUUCGUAAGUACCUGUUUGAAUACGUGUUUCACUUGA
Dibothriocephalus latus is the source of this 294-nucleotide messenger RNA. The record is from the annotation of a GenBank genome assembly. Lineage: Eukaryota; Metazoa; Platyhelminthes; Cestoda; Diphyllobothriidea; Diphyllobothriidae.